Molecule: messenger RNA, 2424 nt
Organism: Eriocheir sinensis (Chinese mitten crab)
Lineage: Eukaryota; Metazoa; Arthropoda; Malacostraca; Decapoda; Varunidae
Exons: 5
Coding region: 356-1105 (249 amino acids)
Source: RefSeq, a predicted model, not a curated record
CCCACAUCAAGGUGCCGAGGCCGGGGCGCGCGGCGUGGCUAUGGAACCGUCUGCGUCAGCUCGGGCUCUUGAGGAACAUGAAAACCACGCUGCGCCCCGCCUCCCCUUCCGCCCCCCACCGCAAUACCCUUUCCGCCGCCCCCUUACUCCGCCUCGCUGACGGGGGCGGGUCGAGCUGAAAGAAAACGAGACUCCGGCGUCGCUCGUGCAUGUGUGGUGCCGGGGACGGGAGGAGGCGAGGGCCGGACGUCCAGACAGACAGGCCGGCGUGGUGAUGUGUGUUGGUGUCGCCGCGGCGGUGUAGUGAUGAUCAAGUGUCCUGUGUGUUGGUAGAGGCCGGGAGUCUGUCCUCAGCAUGGCGGGGCGUCGCGCUGCCCUUCCCCUCGCCUCCCGCCUCCUGCUGGUGCUCGUGAUGACAAGGCCCGUUCUCGCGUGCUGGCCGGACUACGUGGAGCAGGGCGCGGAGCAGGCCGACGUGGUGGUCAUGGCGAAGGUCAUCCACGUGGGGUCAACUCGCGGUCACGGACUCAAUAGUUUUUAUAAUCUAGUGCGAAUACAAGUGAAAACGUUCCUGAAGGGCGAGGAAACGUGUCGGAAACAUGUGCAAAGACCGGAGUGGGAGGAGGAGGCCACGUUUGUCGAGGUGCCUGACCCUCCUUCCUCCCCGCCCACGGAUCCGCCCCUGGGUGUGGACGGCGUGUCGGCCCGGGGCACCUGCAGCGGGCGGGUGCGGGUCGGGGACAUCAUGAUCUUCUUCCUCCGCCCCAAGACCCAAACCGAGGUCAGGGAAGGUCGUAGUGCCGCGGCGACCUUCCUCGUGACCUCGCAGCCCAUCAAGCUCAACCUUCAGCUCCUGAGGUACACCCAGACUGCAGUGCAAGGUAAGCCAGACUCCCGUAGACGUAUAAGGCUCAAACUCCAUCCUGGAGCUCCAGAAGAGGCCCUCUUGACUGGGGCCCAAGCAGCGGUGGACUCUCAACAACAACAACAACAACAACAACAACUCCGUCAAGUAACCCAAGAAAGGAGGAAGAGAAUGGACAAUUUACAACAAUAUGCACAGACAACAAGAAGAAGAAGAAGAAGAAGAAGAGUAAGAAGAUGAGGAGGAGGAAGAGAAUGGAAGAGAAGGAGCAGCACACUAUUGGUGAGUGCUGAGUUUAUUUUGUCCUUGUUUCCUCCUCCUCCUGCUUGUUGUUGUUGUUGUUGUCUUUUUUCUUGUGUGUGUUGUGUCCCUCCUGGUGACAGUUCCUCCUGUGUGUCCAGCAGCUGUCCCCUGCUGAUGGCUUACACUUUCUUCCACCGAGGACUACCCCAGCAGCUUACCUAAGGACAUGGUGUCGUGCCGUUCAUGGGCACUCUUUUAAUUAAUUAUGUAGGUUCAUUAUAGCUCAAAGUAGAAUUAAUUAUUGAUCAUUUAAACCACAGAGUAAAAUUAGUAGUUUAUUCACCCAGUCUUAUAAAGCACCAUUAUCGCACAGGAUCAUCACCUGUCCAAGUAAUAUAGGUAACACGACUUUAAGAAAGUUACUUGAGGUAAUUAUUGCUUAGAGAUUCUGAUGGUGAAUGGUGGACAGGGUCCACUUAUUAGAGGUUAGCUUACGUAUCUUACAUCACUAAUUACAUUUGUAAAUACCAUGAACACAGGUUAACAUUAACACCUUAAACUAACAUGCACACAUGGCAAUAAGUAGCACCAACAUAAUAACUGUUUCCACCCACACGGGGAAACACAGACUCCACCAUUCCACACCUUAAUUAAGUCCUAACUAAAACUAGUGAGUGUUUGCGCUUAUCCAUUGUUACCCCUGAGAACGACACACAUACCACCCUUUUGGCCUUCUCCUUCCUUCCUCUCUUCACACACCUUGCCACAGGCAAUCCCCCACAACGCAGCUUCAAAAGUGUUUACUGCUGCAUGUUGGCCUUGGUCUGGACGACGCCCAGCUUCCCAUCUGUCAGGCUUGCCUUUGGCGCACCUGAAAGGGGCGAUGUCGCUCGUGAGAAUCCAGUCUCAGUUAUAGUAUUAUAGCCAAAGUGAGUUGAACACCGUGAACAGUUCUUUCCUCACCUGAAAGGGGCGAUGUCGCUCGUGAGAAUGAGCUCGCUCCCACAAUGCCCAAAAUGCCUUGGUGUGACGUCACGGAGUGACAAACUGACCGCAGGUUAGGCCUGCUUGAGACCUGAGAUUUCCUUGGUAGGCCUCCAAUAUCAAUAUAAGGUCACUAGUAUUUUAUUUCCAUUAUAAAUAUUUACCGUUCUCCCGCAAUAAUUAAAAAAAGGCAGAUUGACCGCUUUUGGCAACGAUACCCUGUUUUGACCCCUGACACCUCUGAAUUUUGUUGACACUACAGAUUGUAGGGGAGAUAUGGGAGCACAACAGCCUCUUUGUUUCAACCCCCAUCUCUUCCCUCUCGCUCUCUC